Glarea lozoyensis ATCC 20868 is the source of this 783-nucleotide messenger RNA. RefSeq lists its product as uncharacterized. The transcript has 2 exons. Bases 1 to 783 code for a protein of 260 amino acids. NCBI's taxonomy places the organism in Eukaryota, Fungi, Ascomycota, Leotiomycetes, Helotiales, Helotiaceae. The record is from RefSeq and is a predicted model, not a curated record.
AUGCAGCGAACUCUUGAAGCUAGCAGAUCUGCCCAUGCUUUGGCCAAACGUACUGUCCAUGUAAAAAUGUACCCAACUGCCAGGACGUUUGCUGAACGACGCGAGGUUCUGCGCGUUCUCGAGCAAUUCGGAGAAGUUACCAUGUUUCGCUCUCUCAAAUACUUCCCUAAAACUCCAAUUCCAAAUGCCUUUCUUGCCAUGUUCGUCGACGAGUCCGCAGCCAUUGCCGCACAAAACUCCUCCACGCUCCGCUACCGCCUCACCAUAACUCCUAAUCCACCACCUCUAACACCCUCCCAAGAAAUCGAAGCGUCCGUUGCUCCCCUGGAUCCGUCGGAUCCUGCAAACGCCCCUCCACCACAAAAAGAACCGAUCGAGAAAAUCUUCGAACUCCACAUCUCCUCCACAAAUUACGAUCAUGAGAAACAUAUCACAUCUCCCUCCACCAAUCCCCUCUAUGGGCCCUUUGUGCCUGUCUCUCACACCCGAUCAUAUAUUGCGUCCAGUCUCAAUCAGAUUAUACAACCAAGCCUCUGGGCUCCCGGUCUGAGAGAUUGGGAAACUGAUGGCUCGAAUCUGAGAGACGAGGUUGAAAUAGGAGAACGCGCUUCAAAGAGUAGUAUUGAGUGGAGGGUCAAUCAACGCGAGAGGAAGAGGAAAGAGAAGGGUAUGUCGUGGAUAAUGAAGGGAUUAAAACCCUUGAGAAACGAGUGGGAGGCCAAACAGCAGAAGCACGAAGAUCAAGACAAGGCGACCAUGAAUCCUACCAACUCAUCACCAUGA